This is a messenger RNA of Arabis nemorensis, 297 nucleotides long. NCBI's taxonomy places the organism in Eukaryota, Viridiplantae, Streptophyta, Magnoliopsida, Brassicales, Brassicaceae. The record is from the annotation of a GenBank genome assembly.
AUGGAAGCCAACGAGAAUAUACUGGAUACACGGCUCAAGGCUUUUAAGAAAGCAAAGAAGAAGAGCGAUAAGAAGAAGAGGGCAUCAAGGAACAAGUGGCUUGCUAAGCAACAGCAAAUCUUUACUGAGCAAGAAAUACUUGCAGAAGAGCGUGCUGCUGCUAGGAAAAAAGCUGCUGAGCAACAAGCAGCUGCGAUGGCGAACCACGAGAGAAGGUUGGUGAGGCAAGAACGCGCCUCAACGCCACUGAAGGGUUGCAAAAUCAGAACAUUUCCCAAUUAUACUCCGGGUUAUUAA